UGGCUGGCGGCGGGGGGCGUGGCGCGGGGGUGCCGUUGGGUGGUCGUGGUGCGCGGGAGCCAUCGCGGGCCGGGGCGGCGGGGGCGGCAUGGCCCUGUUGCUGUGCCUGAGCCUGACAGUGGCGCUCGCCCGCGGCUGCCUGCAUUGCCACAGCAACUUCUCGGAUAAGUUCAACUUCUACCGCGACCACGUGAACCUCAAGUCCUGGUGGGUAGGCGACAUCCCCGUGUCGGGCUCGCUGCUCACCGAUUGGAGCCAGGACACGAUGAAUGAGCUGCACCUGGCCAUCCCUGCGGAGAUCACGCGGGAGAAGCUGGACCAGGUGGCGAACGCUGUGUACCAGAAGAUGGAUGUGCUGUACCAGGGGAAGAUGUAUUUCCCGGGGUAUUUCCCCAACGAGCUGCGAAACAUCUUCCGAGAGCAGGUGCGCCUUAUCCAGAAUGCCAUCAUCGAAAGCCGCAUCGAUUGUCAGCGUCACUGUGGCAUCUUCCAGUACCAGACCAUCUCCUGCAGCAACUGCACAGACUCGCACGUCGUCUGCUUUGGCUACAAUUGCGAGUCGUCGGCGCAGUGGGAGAUGGCUGUGCAGGGUCUCCUCCGUUACAUAAAUAUAUGGCACAAACAGAACACCAAGACGAGACCUCACCUCUGCAACCACACCCUGCAAUCGCUUCGUGGCUUCGUGAAUAACUAUGCGUCCCUCUCCCCCUCGCUGCCGGAUGCACAGGACCACUCCAGCCUUCCUGGUGUCGCCCAGCUUCACGUGUCUAGAGCCCCCAAACCUAGCCAACCUGACUCUGGAAGACGCUUCCGAGUGUCUGAUGCAGCACUGACGGCCGCCAGGCCUGCCGGACCCACCCCAGCUGUGAUGCGGGGCCAAGUUGGCUGGACUCUCCCAGCCCGCACGUGCGGAGCAGCCUGGCUGCUGCCUCGGGUCCUUGCCGCCAUCCAGCCGGGCCGGCCGGGAGGAGGGGAGGUGGGUUUGUAUAUAGUGUUGACGCCGAGUGGGACCACAGAGCUACUGGACGGAACGAUUAAACUCCCUGACCUUUCUCAUCUCGGAGUGGUCCUUGUGGGGCAGGGAGAACGGCGGGGGCUCGGGGGCUCGCAGGCCUGGGUCCCGGCAGGAUGGCGGGGAGGGCUGGCCGGACAGCAGCCUCCACGGUGAGUCCAGGCGCGGCUG
Equus caballus (horse) is the source of this 1183-nucleotide messenger RNA. NCBI's taxonomy places the organism in Eukaryota, Metazoa, Chordata, Mammalia, Perissodactyla, Equidae. The record is from RefSeq and is a predicted model, not a curated record.